AAAGCAAGAACAGCACUGCUGGGCUGGAGACGGCGGGAGCCGCUGCUCUCCGGCUGAGGGAAUCAGAGACAGCUCCGUCCCUAGUGGAGCGCAGGGGAGGCAGAAGUCAUGACAGGCGAGGUGGGUUCUGAGGUUCACCUAGAAAUCAAUGACCCAAACGUCAUUUCACAAGAGGAAGCAGAUAGUCCUUCAGAUAGUGGACAGGGCAGCUAUGAAACAAUUGGACCCUUGAGUGAAGGAGAUUCAGAUGAAGAGAUAUUUGUAAGUAAGAAGUUGAAAAACAGGAAGGUUCUACAAGACAGUGAUUCCGAAACAGAGGACACAAAUGCCUCUCCAGAGAAAACUACCUAUGACAGUGCCGAGGAGGAAAAUAAAGAGAAUUUAUAUGCUGGGAAAAAUACAAAAAUCAAAAGGAUUUACAAAACUGUGGCAGACAGUGAUGAAAGUUACAUGGAAAAGUCUUUGUAUCAGGAAAAUCUUGAAGCGCAAGUGAAACCUUGCUUAGAGCUGAGUCUUCAGUCUGGAAACUCUACAGACUUUACCACUGACAGAAAGAGUUCCAAAAAGCACAUACAUGAUAAAGAAGGAACUGCAGGAAAAGCAAAAGUAAAAUCAAAAAGAAGACUUGAGAAAGAGGAGAGAAAAAUGGAAAAAAUUAGACAGCUAAAAAAGAAGGAAACAAAAAACCAGGAAGAUGAUGUAGAACAGCCAUUUAAUGACAGUGGCUGUCUUCUUGUGGAUAAAGACCUUUUUGAAACUGGGUUGGAGGAUGAAAAUAACUCUCCAUUGGAAGAUGAAGAGUCAUUAGAAUCAAUAAGAGCAGCUGUAAAAAACAAAGUAAAAAAGCACAAGAAAAAAGAACCAUCUUUGGAGAGUGGGGUCCAUUCAUUUGAGGAAGGAAGUGAGUUAUCAAAAGGAACCACGAGGAAGGAAAGAAAGGCAGCCAGAUUAAGUAAAGAAGCAUUAAAACAACUGCAUAGUGAGACUCAGCGCCUUAUUCGAGAGUCUGCACUGAACCUUCCAUAUCAUAUGCCUGAGAAUAAAACCAUUCAUGAUUUCUUCAAACGUAAACCCCGGCCCACUUGCCACGGAAAUGCCAUGGCACUAUUGAAGUCAUCUAAAUAUCAGUCAAGCCAUCACAAAGAAAUCAUAGACACUGCAAAUACUACUGAAAUGAACAGUGAUCACCAUAGUAAAGGUUCUGAGCAGACAACAGGUGCAGAAAAUGAAGUGGAAACUAAUGCACUCCCUGUAGUUUCAAAGGAAACCCAGAUCAUUACUGGAUCAGAUGAGUCUUGCAGGAAGGAUUUGGUAAAAAAUGAAGAGCUAGAAAUUCAGGAGAAACAGAAGCAGAGUGACAUUAGACCUUCACCUGGGGACAGCUCAGUGUUGCAACAGGAAUCCAACUUCCUCGGGAACAAUCACAGUGAGGAAUGUCAGGUUGGAGGGCUUGUAGCAUUUGAACCUCAUGCCCUGGAGGGUGAAGGCCCCCAAAAUCCAGAAGAAACAGAUGAGAAAGUGGAAGAGCCUGAGCAGCAAAAUAAAUCAUCAGCAGUUGGGCCACCUGAAAAAGUGAGACGGUUUACUCUGGAUAGACUUAAGCAACUGGGAGUAGAUGUUUCCAUUAAACCACGGCUAGGUGCUGAUGAAGAUUCCUUUGUGAUACUUGAACCUGAAACCAACAGAGAACUGGAAGCCUUGAAGCAGCGUUUCUGGAAGCAUGCUAAUCCAGCAGCCAAACCCAGGGCUGGUCAGACAGUGAAUGUGAACGUCAUAGUGAAAGACAUGGGCACUGAUGGAAAGGAAGAGCUAAAAGCAGAUGUGGUACCUGUGACUUUAGCACCUAAGAAGUUGGAUGGAGCAAGCCACACAAAACCAGGUGAAAAGCUUCAGGUGUUAAAAGCUAAACUGCAAGAAGCAAUGAAACUCCGAAGGUUUGAGGAGCGCCAGAAGCGCCAAGCACUGUUUAAAUUAGAUAAUGAAGAUGGGUUUGAGGAAGAGGAGGAGGAAGAGGAAGAAAUGACAGAUGAGUCUGAGGAAGAUGGAGAAGAGAAGGUAGAGAAAGAAGAGAAAGAGGAAGAACUAGAGGAAGAGGAGGAGAAAGAAGAGGAGGAGGAAGAAGAAGGAAAUCAGGAGACUGCAGAAUUCCUUCUUAGUAGUGAAGAAAUAGAAACAAAAGAUGAAAAAGAAAUGGAUAAAGAAAAUAAUGAUGGCAGUAGUGAAAUUGGCAAGGCAGUUGGCUUCCUCUCUGUUCCCAAGUCUCUCUCAUCAGAUUCUACUUUACUUCUGUUUAAGGACAGCUCUUCCAAGAUGGGUUACUUUCCUACUGAAGAAAAAUCAGAAACAGAUGAAAACUCAGGCAAGCAGCCUAGCAAACUGGAUGAGGAUGAUUCAUGUUCAUUGCUAACAAAGGAGAGCAGCCACAAUAGCAGCUUUGAGCUGAUUGGCUCCACGAUUCCAUCCUAUCAGCCUUGCAACAGACAAACAGGCCGUGGGACCAGUUUUUUCCCUACAGCAGGAGGAUUCAGAUCUCCUUCCCCUGGGCUAUUUCGAGCCAGUUUGGUCAGCUCAGCUUCUAAGAGUUCAGGGAAACUGUCUGAGCCUUCACUUCCCAUAGAGGAUUCCCAGGAUCUGUAUAACGCCUCCCCAGAGCCUAAGACACUUUUCCUAGGAGCAGGAGACUUCCAGUUCUGUUUAGAAGAUGACACUCAGAGCCAACUGUUGGAUGCAGAUGGGUUCUUAAAUGUUAGAAACCACAGGAAUCAGUACCAAGCUUUGAAGCCUCGAUUGCCAUUGGCCAGUAUGGAUGAGAAUGCCAUGGAUGCCAACAUGGAUGAGCUGUUGGAUUUGUGUACUGGAAAGUUCACAUCUCAGGCUGAAAAACAUCUACCCAGGAAGAGUGACAAGAAAGAGAACAUGGAGGAACUUCUGAACCUUUGUUCAGGAAAAUUCACUUCUCAGGAUGCCUCCACUCCAGCCUCAUCAGAGUUAAAUAAACAGGAGAAGGAGAGCAGCAUGGGUGAUCCAAUGGAAGAAGCACUUGCUCUUUGCUCAGGCUCUUUUCCCACAGACAAGGAAGAGGAAGACGAGGAGGAGGAAUUUGGAGACUUUCGGCUUGUUUCAAAUGAUAAUGAGUUUGAUAGUGAUGAGGAUGAACACAGUGACUCUGGUAAUGAUCUGGCACUGGAAGACCAUGAAGAUGAUGAUGAAGAAGAACUCCUGAAGCGAUCUGAGAAGUUGAAAAGGCAAAUGAGGUUGAGGAAAUACCUGGAGGAUGAGGCAGAGGUGUCAGGAAGUGAUGUGGGAAGCGAAGAUGAGUAUGAUGGGGAAGAAAUUGAUGAAUAUGAAGAGGACGUAAUUGAUGAAGUACUUCCUUCUGAUGAGGAACUGCAGAGUCAAAUCAAGAAAAUACACAUGAAAACUAUGUUGGAUGAUGAUAAGCGACAGCUACGUUUAUACCAAGAGAGGUACCUUGCUGAUGGGGAUCUGCACAGCGAUGGUCCUGGGCGAAUGAGGAAGUUUCGAUGGAAAAACAUAGAUGAUGCUUCCCAGAUGGACUUGUUCCACAGAGACUCUGAUGAUGAUCAGACUGAAGAACAGCUUGAUGAGUCAGAAGCCAGGUGGAGGAAGGAGCGAAUUGAACGAGAGCAGUGGCUUCGGGACAUGGCACAGCAGGGGAAAAUUACAGCUGAAGAAGAAGAAGAAAUUGGGGAGGACAGUCAGUUUAUGAUACUGGCCAAGAAAGUUACAGCCAAAGCACUGCAGAAGAAUGCCAGUCGCCCUAUGGUUAUUCAGGAAUCAAAGUCUUUGCUCAGAAAUCCUUUUGAAGCCAUCAGACCAGGAAGUGCUCAACAGGUGAAGACAGGCUCACUGCUAAACCAGCCCAAAGCUGUGCUUCAGAAACUGGCUGCUCUCUCUGACCAUAACCCCAGUGCUCCUCGAAAUUCAAGAAACUUUGUCUUUCAUACACUUUCUCCUGUCAAGGCUGAGGCGGCAAAGGAAUCGUCUAAGUCUCAGGUAAAGAAAAGGGGUCCAUCUUUCAUGACUUCUCCUUCACCUAAGCACCUCAAAACAGAUGAUAGCACUUCAGGAUUGACGCGAAGCAUCUUCAAAUAUUUGGAGAGCUAACACCAUCAAAGGUGCCAAAAUCUACAUUGAGACUGCUUUGAGAAGUUUCUAGCACUGAAAGUUGGAAUUGACACUCCAGCCAAUGAUCCUUCCUUCUUUCAUAAUCAAUGCAAUAAGAUUGCAGACAGAAAUUCCAGUGAUUUCUACUGCACAGCUCUGGACAUCUCUUUUCCUAGUAUUAUUCCCUGAAUUGGCCACUGAUUUCAAUUCUGCAGUAUUUACAACAUCAACAACUCAUGGAAUACUUGGGUGAGGUUUCCUUUUUUUUUUUUUUUUUAAGAUGGGAGUCUCACUCUGUUGCCCAGCUUGGAGUGCAGUGGCGUGAUCUCGGCUCACCACAAUCUCUGCCUCCCAGGUUCAAGCGAUUCUCCUCCUUCAGCCUCCCGAGUAGCUGGGAUUACAGGCAUGUGCCAAUACGCCCAGCUAAUUUUUGUAUUUUUAGUAGAGACGGGGUUUCACCAUGUUGGCCAGGCUGGUCUUGAACUCCUGACCUCAAAUGAUCCAUCCACCUCGGCCCCACAAAGUGCUGGUCACAUGCAUGAGUCACUGCACCUGGCCUUGGGUUAGGUUUCACUUCCUCCAUUAGACAUUUGACAUUUUAUUGUAGCAGCUUUCUGGGUUAAUAUCUCUUUGUGAUUGAUAGAAGUGGUUGGAAGAGGAAGAGUAGGGAAAAGUGUGACAUUACAGAUUAAACAGUGAAAAUCAGUACCAUAAUGACUCCUUUACACCCAUGAGAUACGUACCAUGAUGACCAGGGCUCGGUGAAAGAAAGAUUUCUUUUUUUUUUUUUGAGAUAGUCUCACUUUGUUGCCCAGUCUGGAGUGCAGUGGCGCAAUCUCGGCUCACGGCAACCUCUGCCUCCCGGGUUCAAGUGAUUCUCCUGUCUCAGCCUCCCAAGUAGCUGGGACUACAGGUGCAUGCCACCACACCUGGCUAAUUUUUGUAUUUUUAGUGGAGACAGGGAGUCACCAUGUUGGCCAGGCUGGUCUCGAUCUCCUGACCUCAAGUGAUCCAGCUGCCUCAGCCUCCCAAAGUGCUGAGAUUACAGGCGUGAGCCACUGUGCCCAGCCAAAAGAACGAUUUCUUAGAUGGAGGACCUAGGAACCAACAGAUGGGCUGCUGUAUUACUCUUACCCCUUUCAUUUUCCUGUAUGCUUCUUCCCAAGGCAGCAUCAAAUUUUGAAUUAAUUUUUGCUGCUUAAUAAGGACUUAAACUGGUACCCAAGUCAGAAAGACUCUGCCUCUAAUUUUCUGGGGCUUGGGGAUGAAGAUAAAGUGUUACACCCAGUGUUUGUCCACCACAGUCUGUGGGGCAGAGAGACCCUUCCUGGGACUGAAUUCUCAAUUUGAAGCACUGUUGUUCAAAGAUCUCCCUUCUGGGUCUGACAAGAAGAAACAUAACCCUUAUUUAUUGCAUUCUUCUGGCUUACAUACAUUGCCCUCACUAAUCAAUGGACAUUUCAGCAUUUCAUUACUAAUUUUGAGAGAAGGCCACCAUGGAAUUUAAUAAAAAUAUUAUUGAAGAGAAUUGCCAUCAUUCUCCAUUUUCCCUGAACUACCACAAGCUUCUCAGAAUUUUAGACAAAUGUUUUUCCCCUCAGAACUGAGCAUCAGUGCUGCUUUGGAAAAACAUUCCAUGUGAAUACUGUGGUUUCAGUGUCAGGACCUGUACUUGGGCAGUUGGAAGAGAGUGUGCCAGUUUUUUACUGGGAGAUGGGAACACCAAUUUAAUUGAUGCAAUUAGGUUGUAGGUUUUUUACAGUUUUUCUUUUCUUUUCUUUUUCUUUUUCUUUUCUUUUCUUUUCUUUUUUUUUUUUUGAGACAUAGGCUGGCUCUGUCACCUAGGCUGGAAUACAAUGGCAUGAUCUCGGCUUACUGCAACCUCCGCCUCCUAGGUUCAAGCAAUUCUGCCUCGGCCUCCCAAAUAGCAGGGAUUACAGGCACCUGCCACCACUCCCAGCUAAUUUUUUGUAUUUUUAUUAGAGAUGAGGUUUCGCCAUGUUGGCCAGGCUGGUCUUGAACUCCUGACCUGAGGUGAUCCACCCGUCUCGGCCUCCCAAAGUGCUGGGAUUAUAGGCAUGAGCCACCGCACCCGGCCGGUUUUCUACAGUUUUCUAAUACUCAAGAUGUUGACUUUGACAAUACUUAUGUUUGUAUACUUGUAAUCUUAUAAUGGGGAAAAUGUGUAUAAAGAUGUUUUAAUAUGUAUGUAGUUUUUCAAUAAAUCUUAAUGCCUUGAAGGGAAGAUUUGCUGUCCAGCUUGAAUGCUCAUUCUUGGGUCAGUGCCUGUCUAACCUUGAGGAGCAUUUCAUUUUCAGGUUAUCUCCAUCCCAGGGAAACCCUCUGGGUCUAAACUGAGAAGCUGCUGCAAUUGUCCCCUCACUGGCUUCUCAGUCCUAGUGAAUUGAUCAAGUUAACUUACCAAGUGGUUUGGGUUCAGCUCAGGUGAAGAGGAUAAUUGAGUUUACAUAAAUGGUACCUUCUAUUAUAGCUCUUUGUUUAAAAAACUUAUUUUUUAGAGACAGUCUCAUUCUGUUGCCCAGGUUAGAGUGCAGUGGCACAAUCAUAGCUCACUGUACCCUUGAACUCCUGGGCUUCAGCAUCCUCCUUCCUCAACCUUUGGAAUAGCUGGGCCACAUUACAGGCAUAUGCCACCAUGCCCAGCUAAUUAUUUUAUUUUAGUAGAGACAGGGUCUUGCUGUGUUGCCCCAGCUGAUCUUGAACUCCUGGCCUCAAGUAAUCCUCCCACCUUGGCCUCCCAAAAUGCUGGGGUCACAGGCUCAGCCACCAUGCCCAGCCUGUUACAGCUUUGAUUGGCCUUUCUCUUUAGCUAAGUUUGUAUGUACUUCAUUUUAUCCAUGGGUUCAAGAUACAUGUUUUUGCCUCUUUCUUUGAACUCUCUAAACAGUUCCCAAGGCAAAGUAGCCCUUGCUGGGCAAAAGAGAACUGAGCAGGAAGGCUAGAUAUUUCUUCCCUCUUGUUUCCCUACAUGUCUUUUGAGGAGAGAUAGAAAAGACAAUUGGAAUUGACAACUGAGGAUAAGAAAAUUCAGCCAGGUCCGGUGGCUCACGCCAGCACUUUAGGAGACUGAGGUGGGUGCAUUGCUUGAACUCAGGAGUUCGAGACCAGCCUGGGAAACAUGGUGAAAUCCCAACUCUAAAAAAAAAAAAAAAAAGAAAAAAAAAAGAAAAUUAGUGCCUGAGAAAUCCAGGGAGAAAAUGGUUUCUGGGCUGGGCGUGGUGGCUUAUGCCUGUAAUCUCAGCACUUUGGGAGGCUGAGGCAGCUGGAUCACCUAAGGUCAGGAGUUGGAGACCAGACUGACCAACAAGGUGAAACCCCGUCUCUACUAAAAAUACAAAAAUCAGCCAGGCUUGGUGGUGGCAGGUGCCUGUAGUCCCAGCUACUUGGGAGGCUGAGACAAGAGAAUUGCUUGAACCUGGGAGGCAGAGGUUGCAGUGAGCCGAGAUCACGCCACUGCUCUCCAGCAUGGGCGACAGAGUGAGACUCCCUCUCAAAAAAAAAAAGAAAGAAAGAAAAUGGUUUCUGAUUGAGGCUCCUGGGAGAAAGCACUCUUUGGAGAAAGAAAACUUGAGUCAAACUCUGGGUUACUUUUCCUUAUGCCAGGAUGGCUGCUAUAAAGUAAGCUAAGCCUUGAUCUUGGUAACAGGAUUGACAUGGACAGUUUCAAUCUGACCCAUAUGCCCUUUGCCCAAAGCACUGAGCCAGCAGCAUCAGUUAUGUUUUAAUGAAAUUGAAGCCCCAGGACCUGCCACUAUGGCUCUGAGGAGGACUCAGCUUCACUAGCUUGGAAAUUACAUAUUUGGAGGGAUGAGAGCCCAUGAGUGUGGGAGAUAGGGUAGGCUCAGUGUCAGUGUUUUUGUUUCUUCCUUGUUCCAUACACUUGAGUAGGGAUACAUGGUAUUAACCUCUUUAAACAGGUCUCUAAUUUCAUCUCAUUAAUUCACAGUUGCACAGCCAUACUAGGGUCUCUUCCAUAAACCAUAAGAUUUUAUUCACCAAAGCUCUAGAGACAAGGUACUCAGAUCUCUGUGGCAUCCCUCAUUUUCUCAACUGCUUCUCUACAAACUUCUCCUCACUUUGAGAGUUUCUAAUGCUCAGGCUGGGAGACUUUUUAGGGGGUGUUUUUGGUUUUUAUCUCCUAGGGUUAUGUCUAAUCACUCUUGUGGCAUCCUGUCCUGGGAUUUGUGCUCCUAAGGAUAGAGGAGAGUAUUUCUGGGAGGAGUGUUCCCAUGAUACUAUUUGAUUAUGUCAUCCUUGAGAUGGUAUUGUAUCUUCUACCCUUAUAUCCUACUCAUCGCCUGGCACACAGCUUGGAAUGUAGUGGUGCCUACCACAGUUUGAAUAAAUAACACUACACCUUUCA
Messenger RNA from Homo sapiens (human), 8512 nucleotides. RefSeq names its product claspin (gene CLSPN). Gene Ontology annotation, cellular component: nucleus. The record is from RefSeq and is marked reviewed. The coding region runs from base 109 to 4128 and encodes 1339 amino acids. The transcript is spliced from 25 exons. NCBI's taxonomy places the organism in Eukaryota, Metazoa, Chordata, Mammalia, Primates, Hominidae.